GGGUGCCUCUUCUCCGGGAUUUCUUACUGGCCUUUCCAAAUAUGAUAUAUAGAUAUCUCUACAAGCGUAUGUAUGAGCUGGACGCAGCAUAUUCGGCCUUCUCUACGGAUUCAUUGUUAGGGCUAAAAUUCUUUCUCUCUCUCUGGACGGCAAUUUUUUCAUACCGGUUUUUCGCGGAUUCUAGGGUUUGAUUUUUUCUUCUCUCUUUUUAACGAUAGGGUGGGAGGGCUUCCUUUAUCGUGAGAAUAUCUUAUCUGAAUAUAUUUAGGACUUGAUUUUUUUUUUUUUGCCUGUGAUAUCUCUCUUCUUGAGUUUUGCUGCAUAUUUAGUGGUUGCUUUUGUUUCAUCACCGGGUUUCUUAGGUUUUUCUUUUAAAAAACUUUUGUCGAGGAAUUUUCUGUCUUCCUGGUUUUCUUUGGCUGGGAUUUGGGGUGGAAUCGGUCUAUUCGGGAGCAGUAAUGGUGGUGAAGAUGAUCAAGUGGCGGCCAUGGCCGCCUCUGGUUAAGAAAUAUCAGGUGAAGCUGGUUUUGCACAGGAUUGAGGGGUUUAGGGAGAUCGAGAAGGCGGAUGGCCUGGAUUCGUCCAGAGUGACGGUUGAGAUUAAGUGGAAGGGGCCCAGGGCCGUUAUAACAUCUCUCAGGCGCAAGGUCAAGAGGAAUUUCACGGCUGAGAGGGAUUAUUUGCACGAUGAAGGUUUUGUUGAAUUCGAUGAGGAGUUUGGAAAUGUCUGUGGGCUCUCUGUUCACAAGGAGAACUUCUUUUAUCCAUGGGAGAUUGCUUUCACUAUUUUGAAUGGUCUCAAUCAAGGGCCAAAAACUAAGACCUCUGUUAUUGGGACAGCUUCAAUGAACCUUGCAGAUUAUGCAUCACCAGUUGAAGGAUCCGAGAUCGAAAUAAAGCUUCCGUUCUCAUCGCCUGGUGUCUCCAUCGAAUCUUCUCCUUUCCUUUUUUGUACUCUGAGCUUACUCGAACUGAGAGCUGCUCAAGAGUCAUCAGAUACAGUCCAGAGAUCAAUAGCACCUCUAUCCCCUGUACCUGGUGAGGCCCCAAUUGCUGGAAAAGACGAGCUCUCCGCUCUCAAAGCAGGGCUUAGCAAAGUGAAAUUGCUCGCUGACAUUGUCUCUGCUCGAAAAGCAAAGAAGGCGUGUCGUGAGGAUGAGGGCAGCGACCCUAGCAGGUAUUCUAUAGGGAGCAACGAUGCGUACCCACUUGAUUCUGACUCUCUCGAUGAAUUUGAGGAAGGAGAAGUGGAGGAUGGGAAAGAGGAUUCGAGCAUUAGGAAGUCAUUCAGUUAUGGGACAUUGGCAUCGGCUAAUUUUGUUGGUGGGUCUUAUUACUCGGGAGCGAGGAUUGAUGGAGAGGAUGAAGAUUGGGUUUAUUACAGUAACCGCAAGUCGGAUGUGGGCACUGUUCACUCGGAGGACCAACCAUCAGCGAGCGAGCAAUCAAUAUUGCAGUCUUCGAAGAGGAGCAUUCUCUCAUGGAGGAAGAGGAAGCUGAGUUUCAGAUCACCAAGAACAAAAGGGGAGCCACUAUUGAAGAAAGCCUAUGGGGAAGAGGGUGGUGAUGAUAUCGAUUAUGAUCGCCGGCAACUUAGUUCCUCCUCAGAUGAGUCUCUCAGCCUAGGGAUGGCCAAGGCAGAAGAUGAAGCUGCUGUGAACCGGUUGUCAGUGUCCGAGUUUGGAGAUGACAAUUUUGCAGUUGGGAGGUGGGAGGCGAAGGAGCUCAUAAGCCGGGAUGGACACAUGAAGCUCAACGCCCACGUCUUCUUCGCGUCCAUCGACCAGAGGAGCGAGCGCGCUGCAGGGGAGAGCGCAUGCACCGCUCUCGUGGCUGUGAUUGCCGACUGGUUGCAAGCCAACCCCAACUCAAUGCCCAUCAAAUCUCAAUUCGACAGCCUCAUUAGAGAGGGCUCUCGAGAGUGGCGAAGCCUCUGCGAAAAUGAGGCCUACCGAGAACGCUUCCCUGACAAACAUUUUGACCUAGAAACAGUACUUCAGGCCAAAAUAAGACCCCUCUCUGUCUUGCCUGAAAAAUCCUUUGUUGGGUUCUUCCACCCUGACGGUUCAAUUGAGGGUCUAGACUUUUUGCAGGGUGCAAUGUCCUUCGAUAAUAUAUGGGACGAGAUCAGUGCUGCUGCUUCAUAUUGUAAGGAGGGUGAUUUUCAGGUGUAUGUAGUGAGUUGGAAUGACCACUUUUUCGUGCUCAAAGUUGAGCCCGAGGCCUACUACAUUAUGGACACACUCGGUGAGAGGCUUUUUGAGGGGUGCAACCAGGCCUAUGUAUUGAGGUUUGAUAGCGACACGGUGAUGUAUGAGUUGCCUGAAGAGGAGGAGAAACCAAUGGGUGAGGAUACCACCAUAAGGAGGUAUGAACAGCAAGAGGAAGGUGAGGAGGCGAAACAGAAAGAGGAGGAGUUAGUAUGCAAGGGGAAGGAGACGUGCAAGGAAUAUAUAAAGAAGUUCUUAGCUGCCAUUCCUUUGAGGGAGUUGCAGGCGGAUGUGAAGAAAGGGCGCAUGGCAGCAGGGACACUGCUUCACCACCGCCUGCAAAUUGAGUUCCAUUACACGGCGCUUUCGCAAACCGAAUUGGCUGUUGUGUAAAGAGAGAAAUCGGUUUGGUUGAAGUAUGAGCAUGUACAUCUAUGUUCGUGUAUUUUUCUUUUCUUUGGGUCUUGUGCAUCUUUUUUUUUCUAUUAGUUUGUUUAUCCUCUUUAGAGCUUAACUUUGUUAUGAUGGGUCAGAAAAUGGCAGCCCAUACACAGAGAGAGAGAGAGGUUUUGAUGGUUCCAUGUUUUAGCAGGAAAAUGGCUCUCUUCUAACCCUUUGAUUCGAGUGAGAGUGUGUUAAUCCAUUCCCUUGUAAUAUGACUCUUUAUUCCAAGCUUUAAUUGAUGGUUUGACGUGCUUUGCAUCUC
Molecule: messenger RNA, 2916 nt
Organism: Amborella trichopoda
Lineage: Eukaryota; Viridiplantae; Streptophyta; Magnoliopsida; Amborellales; Amborellaceae
Product: structural maintenance of chromosomes flexible hinge domain protein
Source: RefSeq, a predicted model, not a curated record